GGGCGGCUCGGCGGCGGGUCUGCGGGCCCCAUGGGCGGGUGUGUGGGCUCCCACCACGACUCCUCGGGCAGCCUCAACGAGAACUCGGACGGCACCGGAGUGGCUCUUGGUCGGAACCAGCCCCUGAAGAAGGAGAAGCCCAAAUGGAAGAGCGAUUACCCCAUGACGGACGGGCAGCUCCGCAGUAAGAGGGAUGAAUUCUGGGACACAGCCCCGGCCUUUGAGGGCAGGAAGGAGAUUUGGGAUGCCCUCAAAGCUGCUGCCCACGCCUUUGAGAGCAACGACCACGAGCUGGCACAAGCAAUCAUUGAUGGUGCAAACAUAACACUGCCCCAUGGUGCUCUCACGGAGUGUUACGAUGAACUGGGCAACCGCUACCAGCUCCCUGUCUACUGCCUUGCCCCCCCCAUCAACAUGAUCGAGGAGAAGGGUGACCUGGAGACUCUGGACAUCCCUGAGCCCCCUCCCAACUCCGGGCACGAGUGCCAGCUCCGCCUGCGCCUGUCCACGGGCAAGGACCUGCGGCUGCUGGUGCGCAGCAUGGACACCGUGUACCACAUGAAGCGGCGGCUGCACGCCGUGGAGGGAGUGGAGCCGGGCAGCCAGCGCUGGUUCUUCUCUGGGAGACCCCUGGCAGACAAAAUGAAACUGGAGGAGCUGAAAAUCCCAAAGGACUACGUGGUGCAAGUCAUCGUGAGCCAGCCCUUAGCAAAUCCCACCCCGGUGGAAAACUGAGCGCUGCUCUCGUUCGGUUCUUCUCUGCUGCGUCUCCGUUCUGGGGUUUGGUUUUGCUGCCCUCUCUUCUUUCUGGGGUUGUCCUGCUCGUGGAUGGGUUGUGAGGAAUGACCAGCAAAAAAAAAAAAAUUCCAUCUGUGAUGGAGAUCUGCAAAAAUGUACAAAAGUAACCUGGCCUCUGGGGUUUGCCCCAUCUCGUACUGAAGGCGACAGCGGCGGGGCAGGGCAAAGGAAGGGAAGGGCAAAGAGGGAGGGACGAGGCUGUUCUUCACUUCAUGCAGGUGUGUAAUGGUCCUGGAACUAUCAGUGGUGUCCUGAUCCACGAGGCCAGAGCAACAGAGAGCACUUUUAUUUAAAAACCCAACUUCAAACGGAAUCCAUGUUUCCAGUUCCGUAUCAGCAGCACACACAGUUCCUGCAGGGAGGAGCCCGAUGGUCACAGGGAUCCCUCGGGGUGUGCCCGGGCUCUGAUGAGGCACAGCCAGCCCUGGGCAGUGGAGCUGGGCUGGGCUUUGCUCUCUGGCAGCUCCUGGUGAUGCUCAGGCCCAGCAAUUGUACAUUCCAAGGUGGCAGUGCAGCCCUGUGCCACUGCCCCAGGCAAUAACAGCCCUGAAUGCUCUGUACUGUAAUUCACCUGCUCCAGCACUGAGCCAGCCUCAGCUCCUGCCUCGUGGGCACCUGAGUCUGUGCCUGCUGAAUUCCUGUCCCUCAGAUCCCAGAGGCUGUGCUGGGGUGAGUGCUGCUCUGUGCUGCAGCCCCUGUGUCCCACACCCCCCAGGGCCAGGUGACUGCUGCUCCUGCCAGGUGUGAUGGAUGGCAGCUCCCCUGGAGGCCUCCAGGCUUGGAGAUGCUGAGGAAGCAGCAGCACACAGUUGCCAGCUCUUGGGGUGUCACUGGCAGCCAGCCCUGGAGCUGGGGUGGCUCUCCAGGACAGCCUGGUGGCCUCAGCAGCACAGAGCGUGUCCCCAGGCAGUGCUGGCCCUGCAGAAUGUACCAGGGGCCCUGCAGCAGGUGACAAAUCCCUCUGUAGUCUCAGAGACCACACUGGGCUUGGGGGUGCAGUUUGUCUGCACCCCUGCCUCUGCUGGUGAUCAAGGCCCUGCUCUUUUAAUCACCAUUUUUCUGUUUGCUUGGGGUUUAAGCCAUCAUUGAAAUCACUUCUUCCAAAGCAUAAUGUGCUCUUAACAUGGGAAUAGCAGAUUAUUAUUUUUUUUCCUGGUUUCUGUCUUCCCUCUGUGAAUUAAGUGAAGCUGGGGGAUUCCCUUGACAAUUUUAAACAACUUCUCCUUCAGUAAUUCCAUAGAAAUGGAAUUUCUGGCACCCAGAAACUCCGAGGGAGUUCUUGCACCGGAGUCAGGAUGAGCAGGGACAUCCCAGCAGGUGGAAGCAGAAUUUCAUUGAUGGUUGGGAAUCAGAGCCACGUUUUCUUUGCAUUUCCCACCCCACCCCACCCAGCUACAGCUUUUUUGAGCCCUGGUUUUGUAUCAAACCUGAGGGUUUCUGGCAGCUCCACUGGCCCCACUUGGUCCAGGAUGCCUGAAAGGCAGAGCUGUAGGAAGGAAAAUGAGUUCCCUGUUCUCAUAAUCACCAAAGUGACUUGCUUUGCUUUUCUUUUUUCUUCCUUUUUUUUUUUCCUUUAUUUUUAAAGGUGAAAGUGAGCUGAUCAAUACUAACCUAGAACAAGUUUUCUAUCGUGGAGCUUUUUUAAAGCAAAUUUGAUUUACUGUACUUGAGGUUUUUUGCAGCCAAAUCUUUUGCAUUCCAGGGGAGGGGGAAAUAUUUGCUACAUAAACAAGUCAAAAAAUCUCUCUUGGGUUUUCUGUGGGCAAAGGAUGGGUUCAUGCCAGGAAGACACUACUUGUCUUAUAAGGCAUAAUUUAUCUGUCUGGAUAAAUGCUCUUUAUGGUGUCAUUUCCCUGCAGUCCCUCCUGGAAAGGGGGGAAAAUUCUGAUGGAUCAAGGAGGAGCAAACCUGGAGCUGUGAACACUAAAACACCACUUUUUUUUUUUUAAUUUUAUUUUUGUAGGAUCCUUUUUUAUUAUUAUUAUUAUUUCUAUUUUCAUUCAGGCAGUUUGUCACCAGGUGCUGGUUUUGAGGUGUUGGGGCUGGGAUUGCCCCCUCUGAGCUGGGAAAGGCUCAGCUCUGUGACAUGUUCCACAUGAUCAUGGUUUAUAUGAAUUUUAUGGCAGGGAGGAGAGGUGAUGCUCUGAAGGCUGUGUUGUGAGUGGGUUCUGAGUAGAACAGAGAUGUUGUCCAUGAAAAUUCCCUUUAACAGCCUCCCCCUCCUUAAUCACAUAUCAAACCUGAAAGAAUUCAAUGGUGAGAAGCUUUUAGAGGUGACAGUGAAGAGUUUGACCCUCUCUGUGUAAAGUGACAGCACUACUGAGCACACACCCUGCAGAAACACAAUUUUACAAGGUUUCUAUUAGGAAAGAACUUUCAAUCUCCAAAUAUCUGUUAAAAAUAUCAGCAACAAGCUGUAAAGGCACAUGGCUGACAGGGCCACGUAUAGAACUGGAAACUGUGACAUAGCAGAGAACAUUUGUGUCUCAGAUGAUUUGAGUUUGCCCUAAAAGUUGGGGUUUGGUGCAGAUCCCAGGGCAGGGGAGAAGGCUGAGAGUGUGGGGUGAGUUUUGGGGCAGAGGGGAGGGAAAUUGAUUUGGGUGGGCUGAAGGGACACUGAGCAGGGGCUCUCCUGGGGGGGCUGCUGGGGAGAGGAUGGAGAGCCCCAAGAGAGGGUGGAGAGCCCCAGGAGAGGAUGGAGAGCCCCAGGAGAGGAUGGAGAGCCCCAGGAGAGGAUGGAGAACCCCAGGAGAGGGUGGAGAGCCCCAGGAGAGGGUGGAGAGCCCCAGGAGAGGAUGGAGAACCUCAGGAGAGGAUGAGGACCCCAGGAAAGGAUGGAGAACCCCAGGAGAGGAUGGAGAGCCCCAGGAGAGGCUGAAGAACCCCAGGAGAGGGUGGAGAGCCUCAGGAGAGGGUGGAGAACCCCAGGAGAGGAUGGAGAACCUCAGGAGAGGGUGGAGAGCCGCAGGAGAGGAUGGAGAACCCCAAGAGAGGAUGGAGAACCCCAGGAGAGGGUGGAGAACCCCAGGAAAUAAUGAGGACCCCAGGAGAGGGUGGAGAGCCCCUGGAUUGCAGCAGGAGGGUGCUGGCAGCAUGUCCUGGCUGGGUUUGGCCCCUGGGCUGCUGUCCCCACCCUCAGGCCCUGGGGUGUAAAUGCUGGGACAGAAUUUAAUGCACACGACACAAGCAGGGAGGAAUCAGUUUGGGAUUUUUGAAUUCCCCCCCUCUCAGCCCUCUGUGCCAUUCCUGCUCAGCUCUGGCUGGGAGCUGAUGCCAGGAGAACCUUUUUUACCCUGUCAGUGACAGCUCUGUUUGACACAGCUCAGAUUUUUCUACUCUUUCUUGUCACUUCUGCCCGAGCCAGAAGUAACACCCCAGUGAAAGUCACACUCCUGAAGAGCUUGAAGGGCAGAGAGGCACAAACCCCCGAGCCUGCCAGGGCAGGGAGCCCCACAAAGCCCCAGGUGUGCUGCAGGUCCAUCUGGGGCACUGCAGAAGGAUGCUCAGGGUCUUCUUCCCCACCCCAGUGACAGCUGCUCCUUCAGAGCCCCCCAAAUGUCCCCUGGCAGGUUUUGGGGUCCCUCACUCAAGGCACAGCUUGGGAUCCAUUUUCUGGGAGCCUUUGCUUCUCUGGAGCUGGGGAGUAGUUUGGAAAAUGAAUUGGUGGUGUGAUAAGUUGGCUUUUUAAUAGACACCUUAAAUUUGGGGUGUAGCAACACCAAAAAACCUCAGCCCAGGAGCAACCAAACCAACCCCAGCUUUUCUUUGCCUUCCACAGAAAGUUUGGGAAGGAAAGAAGGAAUCUUUGGAGCAACUGUGCAUAAUGUUUGGUGAAGGUCAAUGAUAACUUGAUAAAAUAUUGCUGUAGUGUGAUGUGCUUCUGCAUAUAUAUCCAUUGCUAGUAAAUAAUGUUAAAUCUUUUUCUUUUUUUUUUUUUUUUUUUGAAAGUAUUAAAACUACAGAAAUACUCUUUGUUACAAUGGUGGGAUGCUUUUAGCCAUGGAGUUCUGGAAGCAUUUUUGCUGUGUAGGUGUUGACAAAGUGAAUGCUGAAUGUUUCUCCAUGUCUGUGAUGCUUCAGAAAUGGAAGGGGCAGCUGCAUUUCUGGCUCUGGAGCUCUCUUUUCCAAACUUUUCCAUGUUCCUGUACAGAUAUCUGAGACCCUGCACCUUAUGCAGAGAAUGUUUACAUUUAAAAAAAAAGGAAUUUUUCUUUUUUUGGCUUUUUCCCUGUGCUGCUCAGAUCCUGUUACUUUGAAAUGAAAGUAGUCUCUGUUAAAAAAAGGGGCUCUUUUUUGGACUUUUUUUGUUUUUUUUUUUUUUUUUGCCUUUGCCCUUCCCUGUAAUCAAAUCCCUCCUGGAUUGUGGCUGGAAGCUCUGGGACAGCUUGGACUUUUCUGGGGUGGGAUUAGAGGUGCUUGAGAAAGGUGUUUUUAUAAAACCCUGCCUUGGCUGUGGGGAUGAGCUUUGUCCACGCUGCAGCUUCCCUGGAAAGCAGCAAACCCUGACCCUGGCAGAUUCCCUGGGAAGCCUCGGGAUGGAAUUCCCAGCUCCCACUCUUGUGUGUCCUCCCCAAAGGAUGAAUGUCCUGCUGUUCCCUCUGCAGCCACAAACACUCGUGCUGGUUGGGAUGCACAGAUCUGCUCCAGGAUUUCCCUUCCCAGGAGCUGUUUGGGAUCGCUGUGGGUGCCUCUCCUCUCCCAGAUUCCACCCGUGGGGAUGGACUUGGAGCUCUCCUUCCUUCCCAAGGGGGACACUUCACUGAGCCUACAGCAGGCAGGCAGCUGGAAAAUGAGAUCUUUUAACCAAAAGGCUCCUUCAAGUGGACUUUGAGACUUUUACCCAACUGUCUGCUGGAUUUCCCAUGGAGAAUCUGCCCCGACCCUCCGAGCAGGGGUCGGCCCGGGGGAACUCUGGAUUUGUCCAUUUUCCACGUGAAGUCCACUCAGCCAGAGCCAUGGGGCAAAGAGACAACUUCAGAUCCUGACUCCUGCCUUAAAACCUCUCGUUCAUCCUGACUCCAGCAGGUCCUGCACCUGCUCACUCCCAGGUCCCUUUUUCUUCCGUCAGGAAAUCGGAAUCCGCUCCAAAGGCUGGAGACAGCUCAAGGCAGUGGAAAACAAAAGGAACUGGAGCUGGUGGCUUUCUGAAAACAACAAACUGGUCUUGGCUUAAAACCCCUAUUUGUGCCUCUCAAGUCCAGGGAAUGUUUCAAAAGAGGCGGAUUUGAGCAGGACUGCGCCGGUGGCACUCGGUGACACCUGGUGGCACUUGGUGACACUUUGCUCCCGUGUGCUCUGAGCAAGGGACUCGGCUCUGUGUCCUCUCUGCCUCGUGGGAAUGGCUUUCAAAGAUGGCUGGUACCAUCAAAUUUGUACUUCUUGAAUAAAUACCUUCAUUUUUAUGGAAA
Molecule: messenger RNA, 6206 nt
Organism: Serinus canaria (Common canary)
Lineage: Eukaryota; Metazoa; Chordata; Aves; Passeriformes; Fringillidae
Gene: UBTD2
Product: ubiquitin domain containing 2
Exons: 3
Coding region: 31-735 (234 amino acids)
Molecular function (GO): protein binding
Source: RefSeq, a predicted model, not a curated record